Cyclospora cayetanensis is the source of this 1812-nucleotide messenger RNA. RefSeq names its product coiled-coil domain-containing protein 96. The transcript has 5 exons. The coding region runs from base 1 to 1812 and encodes 603 amino acids. Gene Ontology annotation, cellular component: ciliary basal body; axoneme. NCBI's taxonomy places the organism in Eukaryota, Apicomplexa, Conoidasida, Eucoccidiorida, Eimeriidae. The record is from RefSeq and is a predicted model, not a curated record. Gene Ontology annotation, biological process: cilium assembly.
AUGGAUGACAUGGAAGGGGCAACGAUGGAAAUAGGCCCACAUGAGGCCGAGACAGUGCCAGAAGAAGGAAGUGAUUUCCCGAUCCAGGAUGUCUCGGGGAAUUUGCAGGGCUAUGAGGAAAUGGAAGAAAGAAAAGAAAGCAUGUCUGCAGAGGACAGCCGCUUGAUGGAGGAACAGCUGCCCGCAGCUGCUGCAGAAGAGGAGCAGGAGGCUGGGAAAGCAAUUACGGCAGAGGGGGAAGAGGAACAGGCAAAGGCAGAUGUAUGCCCAUCAAAUGGAGAAGCCGACGACGCAGUGGCCUGCAGCGAAGUGGAACCAACUAGUGCGCAUACGCAGGAUGAGAACAAGGCAUACCUCAGCACAUCUCUCUAUAGUGAACCGCGAUGCUCUGAGGCGGGGCUCGACUUCGUUACCCCUCCCUCCCUAGUCCACAAUAGCUCAUGCAAGUCAGGAGAAGGCUUCCUGAUGGAAGGACAUGGGAUGGAGCAAUCUCGGGGCCUGCAAGAGGCAACAGGGGACGACACAGAUCUUCUAGAGACCACUUCCCCACCUAACAUGGGAGAGAUAGGUUCGGCUAUUAAUACGCAACGAGACAAUGUGAACAGCUCGGCAAGCAAUUCAUCACGAGAGGAGCUAAGCACUGCUCGCUUGCUGCUUAACGAGUUAAGACAAGAAGAGCAGUUAGCUGUUGAGCUAGAGCACGCAGCUGAUGAGGCGUCUACAGCCCUGGAGGAGGCGGAAGCUGCAAAUUCCAAGGUGUUGACUAGAGUAGCAAGCCUACUAACGGCAUCAGUAAAGCCAAUCAGUGGGAGGGAGUACGGCCAGUUCCAGGUCCCAAUGUAUCUGCAACAAGACUGUGACAUUGAAACACAGAUCACCCAGGAAGGAUACGAGGCGGCGCUAUUGCAAGCAGCCAAGCUUGAGGAACAGCUUGAUAUCCUACAAAAAGAUCUGCAGCAGAUAAUGCAAAGAAAGGCUGAACAAGAAAACGCCUGUCAGCACAAAGUGAUCGAGUGCAAGCGCGCAUUCGGGGAGUUUGUGCAGCAAGUAGCAAAAAACUCUUUCAUGCCAAAGGGCGGAAAGAGUGUCUCUGUCAAUCAGGUUGCGAAGUUGUUACAGGAGGAGCAGGAAGGGAUGCAGCGGGUUACCUCUUUGCGGCAGCAGUUGCUGGAGAUCGAAAGCAAGCAAUGGAUGCAGGCUGCUCAGCGCUCCCACAACUGCAGCUGGCAAGAAGAGGACGGCAAAUCUUUUCACAUGAUGGACUUUGAACAACUAAAAGUGGAAAACCAAACCCUCAAUGAGAGACUAGUGGAAAAACAGGAGGAAGCAAAGAAGCUAAUGACCGCAGCUAAAACCGCCUCGCAACUCCUGACACACUGGCGAGAAAAGUUAGCGUUUCAGGAGAAGCGAAAUGCGGCCGCUGCUGCCGAGCUUGCAGAGUUGGACACUCAGCUUGCGAAACAACGAGAACUGUCUGCACAGCUUAAGAGGGAAAGAGCCGAGUACAGGAUGCAGAAUGACCGCAUUAAGUGCCAAACGGAUGUCAUCAACUCUGAACUCCUCUCGGCAGACUGGGAAGCUACACAGGAAAAACUUAGGGAAACAGAUGCAAAGAUAGGUACUCUCCGACGUCGCCAUUCUCACUUGACGGCUUUUGUGGCCAACUCUGUAAAAAGGAGAGAUAGGAGAACCACCAGACUGACACUUCAGGCUUCGAAGCUGUUGACGCGGCACUUAAAAACUCUGGAAAUUCAGGAGGAGACUUGCCCUGAAGUGCCAAAUUCAUUAUUCAGCAGUACAGGGGCUGCAUAA